CAAUCGGGAAGAAAUUAAAGUAAUGGAAAAUAACCGCGAAUUCCAAUUCUGUUCUAUUGAUUGCGCUAGCACCUCUUGGUUGUCCGGGCAAAUAGGAUCCAUUUUUACAAACGGAAGCGGAACAAGCAAUAUAGUAAGUGGACCUCGUACCGACACUGACCCGGUGACUGAAGCCUUAAAACGACUGGAAGAACAAAAUCGGUACCUUUUGCAACUGGCCUCAAAGCAAAGCGUUCUUUUGGAAGAGGUUUUAAAAGUGCUCAAACCAAAAAAACAGGACUUAGGAGUUUUCCCCUUGGAUUCCGUUGAAGACCUGGAAGCUGCUGAGACUUUAAUUUUAAGUAAAAACGAGCAGGAAGUUAUUACUUAUCUAAGAAGCAAGUUCGGAAGAAGGCCAAUUUUUAAAUUUAUCGACGAGAUUUUUGGAGACGAGUUAAUUUUAAAAAUCAACUGGGAUGGCGCAAAAAAUAAGGUGGCAAUUAAUAGCUAUAAGCUUUUUAAUACGUUCUUUUUUGGUAAUGAUACCAAAUUGUUCUGUAAUUCUUUUGUUAUAAAUAUAUACUCUUUUACAGAUGCUUUGAAGGAGGAAAACUUAUCUUACGAGGCCUAUGAAGCAAAUUUUAAGAAAGCCUUCCACAAACGCAAAGCUUACUUCUAUAGAAAAACGUAUAAAUUAAAAAAGUAGAUAUUUGUUAUAAUGUUAGUCUGAUCGAAUUUUUUACUGUUGUUGUUUUGUUG
This is a messenger RNA of Rhagoletis zephyria (snowberry fruit fly), 738 nucleotides long. RefSeq lists its product as uncharacterized. NCBI's taxonomy places the organism in Eukaryota, Metazoa, Arthropoda, Insecta, Diptera, Tephritidae. The record is from RefSeq and is a predicted model, not a curated record.